Messenger RNA from Melanotaenia boesemani (Boeseman's rainbowfish), 1676 nucleotides. RefSeq names its product cyclin-O protein B. Gene Ontology annotation, cellular component: centrosome; cyclin-dependent protein kinase holoenzyme complex; nucleus. The transcript is spliced from 3 exons. NCBI's taxonomy places the organism in Eukaryota, Metazoa, Chordata, Actinopteri, Atheriniformes, Melanotaeniidae. Bases 230 to 1387 code for a protein of 385 amino acids. The record is from RefSeq and is a predicted model, not a curated record. Gene Ontology annotation, biological process: regulation of cyclin-dependent protein serine/threonine kinase activity; mitotic cell cycle phase transition. Gene Ontology annotation, molecular function: cyclin-dependent protein serine/threonine kinase regulator activity.
AUGGUAGGAGGCAUUUGAUAAUUGCUCUGGGAUAAGCGAUUGUUUAGCUCCGGUUGCCCGGGUGACGGGAGAACGGUGAGCCGCACGAGCGGGGAAGACCCCGCGGAAAGAUGACAUCACAGUCGGAACUCCCCUCUCCUUAGCACAGCCAACACAAGGCUGUUGUUGGUGGAAAGCGAGACACAGCACAGGUUCGACACAAAGGCUCCAUUGACGGAUAAUCCAGAGGAUGGUGUCAUCAUUUCUGAAGCCUGAAUGUGGUUCCGAAUCUGUGUCCAAAAGUAAACGGAUAAGCAGCGCGCGUGCUUUACCAGAAGGUCUCACACUUUUUGAACAGCGACAGGCAGCACGCCACACAAAGCAGAAGCUCAUGUCCAAGUUGAGUGACUCUGGUUUCGAGGAAGAUUUGGUAUCCUCUGGGACUACAUGUCGGUUUCGGAAAGAAGUGUCCCACCUCGGGUCAAACCAACUGGAUUUUGUUGGAGGACAGUUGUCCAACUGGUACCUUCAGUAUGGAGACGUUGGUUUCCAGAUCCAAAGAGAGCAAGAGGAGCAGUUUCAUACUUGCAAAAGUCUUGCAUGCCAGCCACAACUGACAGCAGAAGCACGGUGUAAACUGGUCAGCUGGCUCAUCCCCGUCCACAAACAUUUCCAUUUGUCCUUUGAGUGCUGCUGCCUGACGGUGAACAUCAUGGACCGUUUCUUGGCAUCUACUCCCGUCGCUGCUGACUGCUUCCAGCUCCUGGGUGUUACUGCGCUUCUUUUAGCCAGUAAACAGGUGGAGGUGUGCUCACCACCAGUCAGCCAGCUCUUGUCAUUGUGCUGUGAUGCUUUCACCAAGGAGCAGCUCUGCAACCUGGAGUGUCUCAUCCUUCUCCGCCUCAACUUUCGCCUUGCUGCACCCACUCUGGCCUUUUUCCUGGACUAUUUCAUCAGUUGCAUUGAGGUCACCCAGCUGGUAUUUGAAAAGAAUAGCAGUGACAGGUUUUCAGCAAAGACCAGGCAAUGCAACAACCUUGCACAAAAAGUGUGUGAGUUGACUUUAGCAGAUUAUACUUUUAAUAGAUACCCACCAUCUCUGACUGCUAGCUGUGCACUGAGACUAGCCAUUGAGAUGCUGAAAACAGAAUAUGGCAUUGCUGAGAAUGCAAUCUUUCAGUCACAAGUAGACAAGUGGGACAGUUUCAAAGAUGAACUAUACACACAACCCAUUUCUGUCCAACCAUGCGAGAACCCUGAAUGCUCUGACAGUGACUCUGUGGCAAUAAAAGAUCACCUGCUGUCUAUAAAUGUGGUGAAUUUUUACAGCUGCAACCUGGUGCAGGAAUGCAAAGACAAUCUGAAGCUGUUGGUGUCACUGAACCAAGAGACACUGGAGUUGAUGUGACUGCACUAAUGCCUAAUUCCUUUAUUCUUUGUUGUAGUAAAUGCUUAACUUAGAACAGAGAUAAAGAUCAUGUUAAGAGAGUACUGUUUAUACCUCCUAUACCUCAUAUUCGGCCAGAUGUUUGCAAUUACUGGAGGUACUGAAAACUUAGUAUUAAUGCAUUUUUAUUUAUUUGUUGUAUUUUGCUGUCUAUUGAUGAUGCACUACAUAUUAAUAUAUUUUUCUUAUUUUCCAUUUUCUGUAUAUGAACUGAUUUGCUGCAUGGUUUACAAGUCGUACCCUCUGUAAU